GCGGCUGCGGAGGCGACUGAGGCCGGUGCGAGCGGGCGGGGCCGCUGCUUCGAGCCCCGCUUAGCCUGCCGAGCUCGCCCGCCGACUCCCCCGCCCAGUCAUCCCCCAUCCCUCCUCAGAUCGCGCCUUCUUCCCUCUUCCAUUGCUCCUGGAGCCCCUGGGACUGUCCCCGCGUUUGGACCCGGAAGGACUGCAGAGUCCUGGAGUGGGAAGAGAGGUACUGCUGCAGCCUCCACUGUGCGUAGACCCAGAGAGCGCACACAGGAUUGUCUACCCCGCGCAGUCCAGUGCAGAAGUGUGAACUCAACUUGCUUCAGAACCUUUCUAUCAUGGCCUCCAAAAAGCUAGUGAACUCAGUGGAAGGCUGUGCCGAUGAGGCCCUUGCCGGCUUGGUGGCCUGUAACCCCAACCUGCAGCUCCUGCAGGGGCACCGUGUGGCCCUACGUUCUGACUUGGACAGCCUCAAGGGCCGGGUGGCACUGCUAUCAGGUGGAGGCUCGGGCCAUGAGCCUGCCCAUGCCGGUUUCAUCGGGAAGGGGAUGCUGACAGGGGUCAUUGCAGGGGCGGUAUUUGCCUCCCCGGCUGUGGGCAGCAUCCUGGCAGCCAUCAGAGCUGUGGCCCAAGCAGGCGUAGCGGGGACCCUCCUCAUCGUGAAGAACUACACUGGGGAUCGGCUCAACUUUGGGAUAGCCCGGGAGCAGGCCCGGGCUGAGGGCAUCGCUGUGGAGAUGGUGAUCAUAGGGGAUGACAGUGCCUUCACUGUCCUGAAGAAGGCAGGCCGACGUGGCCUGUGUGGUACAGUGCUUAUCCAUAAGGUGGCAGGUGCCAUGGCUGAGGCAGGUAUGGGGCUAGAAGAGAUCACAAAACGAGUGAACACAGUCGCCCAGGCCAUGGGUACCGUGGGGGUGAGUUUGUCCUCUUGCAGUGUGCCUGGCUCCAAACCCACCUUCGAGCUUGCAGCCGAUGAGGUGGAGCUGGGCCUGGGGAUCCAUGGGGAAGCUGGUGUGCAGCGGGUAAAGAUGGCACCUGUUGAUCAGAUUGUCACACUCAUGUUGGACCACAUGACAAAUGCCUCCAAUGCAUCCCAUGUGCCUGUGAAGACAGGCUCCUCGGUGGUUCUGGUGGUCAACAACCUGGGUGGUCUUUCUUUCCUGGAACUGGGCAUCAUAGCAGAUGCCACUGUGCGCACUCUGGAGGGUCGUGGGGUAAAGGUCGCCCGUGCCCUAGUGGGCACCUUCAUGUCAGCACUGGAGAUGGCUGGUGUUUCCCUCACCCUGCUGCUGGUGGAUGAGCCCCUGCUGAAGCUCAUAGAUGCUGAAACCACUGCAGCAGCCUGGCCUAACGUGGCCAAGGUCUCUGUGACUGGGCGGAAGCGGAGCCGGGAAGCCCCCAAGGAGCCCCAGGAAGCCCCGGGUGCUGCUGCAGCAGGAGGCGUGGCCUCACAGCGGAUGGUGCUGGUGCUGGAGCGGAUAUGUACCACUCUGCUGGGCCUAGAGGAGCACCUGAAUGCUCUGGACCGGGCUGCUGGUGACGGGGACUGCGGCACUACCCACAGCCGUGCUGCCAGAGCCAUCCAGGGGUGGCUGAAGGAGAGCCCACCCCCAGCCAGCCCUGCCCAGGUACUCUCUAGACUAUCUGUACUGCUGCUGGAGAAGAUGGGAGGCUCAUCUGGGGCGCUCUAUGGCCUUUUCCUCACUGCAGCUGCCCAGCCCCUCAAGGCCAAGACUGAUCUCCCAGCCUGGUCUGCUGCCAUGGACGCCGGCCUAGAGGCCAUGCAGAAAUAUGGAAAGGCUGCACCAGGAGACAGGACAAUGCUGGACUCUCUGUGGGCAGCAGGACAGGAGCUCCAAGCCUGGAAGAAACCAGGGGCUGAUCUCUUCCAAGUCCUGACCAAAGCAGUGAAGAGUGCUGAAGCUGCAGCUGAGGCCACCAAGAACAUGGAGGCUGGUGCUGGAAGAGCCAGUUACAUCAGCUCUGCCCGGCUGGAUCAGCCAGACCCCGGAGCAGUGGCGGCUGCUGCCAUUCUCCGUGCCAUCCUGGAGGUGUUGCAGAGCCAGGGAGCAUGAUUUCCUCCCUUGGCUUCAGCUCCUCACUGUUGGGCUGAGGUACCCGUGUCACUUCCUGCUACCUUCCAGUGGUCAGUUUCCUCUUUUAGCCCUCUUUUAGUCCUCUGCAUCCUGCAGGAAAUCCUUGACCACACCUCCAGAACUGUUCCAUCAGACCCUGCCUGGCUGGGGUGGGUCAUGUGUCCCUCUACCACUGCCCUUUCCCUCCUCAGGGAGGGAAGUCCCAGGCCAUGCCUGUCCUGCCCCAUCUAGCACUGGGCAUCAGCAAAAAGAUUCUUCCGAGUACGUCAUGACCUCUGAGUGUGCUAAUUCAGUUCUGAGACUCCAAGCCUCUCCCUCCACCAACACUGGAGCCUGAGUCAGUGUAGAAAAGAAAGUUAAUAAAACACAUUGGAGCUAUAAAGCUACUGCCUCCUCUGAGGUACCUUUAUCCUAGGUGCAAUAACCAUGACCCAGCUCAAGACCACCCCUGACCCAAUGGGGCAAGCUGUGCUCAGCUUGUCCGGUUUGUGGGCUCCCCUCUCCUGUCCUCUAAGUACACACCACAGUGGAUGCACAUCAGAAUGGCUAAUGGGCUUUCCUUAGCACCAAGUCAACAAUUCAGUGAUCUUCAGUAAUUACACUGACAUCUGGUCAAUCAGAGGGAAAGAAUUCACUGUGUUCUAAGGCUCUGCUAUAGAUCAGAAGCUGUAGCCAUGCCAGCUUCCAGGUCUCUCUAGUGCAGUCAUUAGCUGCACUGGGGACAGCAGGACUGCCGCCUGGUACCUGGUGGAGACACCACACACACUGCACACUGCAUACCCAGCACAUCCUUGGCAUAGGAGAAGUACAAGGCACUGAUGGUGGGUCAUAACACAAUGUGAAAUCUGGUUCUGCCUUAAACUGGCUGUGGUGGUUUGAUUCAGGUGUCCCCCAUAAACUUAGGUGUUCUGAAUGCUAGGUUGCCAGCUGAUGGAUAUUUGGGAAUUAAUGCUUCCUGGAGGGAAUGUAUUGUUGGGGUGGGC
Molecule: messenger RNA, 3070 nt
Organism: Jaculus jaculus (lesser Egyptian jerboa)
Lineage: Eukaryota; Metazoa; Chordata; Mammalia; Rodentia; Dipodidae
Gene: Tkfc
Product: triokinase and FMN cyclase
Exons: 18
Coding region: 330-2066 (578 amino acids)
Biological process (GO): glycerol catabolic process
Cellular component (GO): cytosol
Molecular function (GO): ATP binding; glycerone kinase activity
Source: RefSeq, a predicted model, not a curated record